Molecule: messenger RNA, 363 nt
Organism: Strongylus vulgaris
Lineage: Eukaryota; Metazoa; Nematoda; Chromadorea; Rhabditida; Strongylidae
Source: the annotation of a GenBank genome assembly
AUGAGUUCCUCCGGCUCUACUGCGGACGCAAAGGAAACAAAAACAUAUGGAGGUUGUGAAGGUCCAGAUGCUACCUAUGUGAAGUUGGUUAGUAGUGAUGGGCAUCAAUUCUUUAUCAAGAAGGAACUCGCUUUGACUUCUGGCACUAUCAAGGCUAUGCUGAGUGGACCCGGACAAUACUCCGAGAAUGAGAGCAAUGAAGUGAACUUUCGUGAGAUACCAUCGCACGUGCUCCAAAAAGUGUGCCAGUAUUUCGCAUACAAAGUUCGCUACACCAGUUCGGCGACGGAAAUCCCGGAAUUCAACAUUACUCCCGAAGUGGCGCUUGAGCUGUUAAUGGCUGCUAAUUUUCUUGAUUGCUAG